Molecule: messenger RNA, 1191 nt
Organism: Glycine soja
Lineage: Eukaryota; Viridiplantae; Streptophyta; Magnoliopsida; Fabales; Fabaceae
Product: desiccation-related protein PCC13-62-like
Exons: 3
Coding region: 56-997 (313 amino acids)
Source: RefSeq, a predicted model, not a curated record
UCAUCAGUAUAUGUAUCAUAUCAUCAAUUAAAACAAAAAGAGCCUAAAAUAAAACAUGGCACCUCAAAUUUCAAGAGGCAGAGUCUCUAUUGUUGUUUUGCUAGCCUCUCUUGUCCUCCCACUACUUUUUCCGGAAUGUUAUUAUUCUUCUGUGUUCAUUGCAAGUGCAGCAGCCCCAGAAUCAGAUGUUGAUCUGUUAGAAUUUCCCUUAAACUUAGAAUACUUGGAGGCUGAAUUUUUCUUGUUUGGGUCUUUGGGUUAUGGAUUGGAUGUGGUUGCUCCAAAUUUAACUGAGGGAGGACCCCCUCCCAUUGGUGCCAGAUUGGCCAGACUUGACAGCCUUGUCAGGGAUAUCAUCUUGCAGUUUGGUUUCCAGGAAGUUGGACACUUGAGGGCCAUAAAGAGCACAGUGAGAGGGUUUCCUAGGCCAUUGCUGGAUCUAAGCACAGCAUCUUUUGCCAAAGUAAUGAAUAGUGCAUUUGGGCGACCUCUGGUUCCUCCCUUUGAUCCCUAUGCUAAUUCGAUCAACUAUCUGCUUGCAUCUUAUGUGAUUCCCUAUGUUGGCCUCACUGGUUAUGUUGGUGCUAAUCCACUGUUGCAAAAUGCUACUUCCAAGAGGCUUGUUGCAGGGCUUCUGGGAGUAGAGUCCGGGCAAGAUGCAGUUAUUCGAGCAUUAUUGUAUGAAUAUCGAACGUUAUCGGUACAACCAUACAAUGUGACUGUGGCAGAGUUCACAAAUCGCAUAUCAAUGCUUAGGAACAACCUAGGAGGUUCAGGUUUGAAAGAUGAGGGUCUUGUGGUGCCUAGAGAGCAAGGUGCUGAGGGUAGAGUCACCGGCAACAUUCUUGUUGGCGACAAAGAUUCACUGUCAUAUCCCAGGACUCCAAGGGAAAUAUUAAGGAUAAUAUAUGGAGGAGGUGAUGAACAUGUUCCCGGUGGCUUCUAUCCUAAAGGAGCAAGUGGUAGAAUAGCUAAAUAUUACUUGAAAACUACCUAAAGCUAGAGCAUUUGUUUCUUGAAAUUGUUUGCCUACCCUAUCACUGUAAAAUAUCAUAAUAAGAAUGCAUAUUGCUUGAUAAUAUGGCUACAAUUUAUAAAUAAUUUAUCAAAAAUCGAGUCUUUGUUAAUAUAUAUUUCUAAAAGGAAUGUAAUAGUUUUAUUGACAACUUUGAUCAUUGCCGAUCAAUAUUA